This is a messenger RNA of Cydia fagiglandana, 1536 nucleotides long. RefSeq lists its product as uncharacterized. The transcript has 5 exons. Lineage: Eukaryota; Metazoa; Arthropoda; Insecta; Lepidoptera; Tortricidae. Bases 98 to 769 code for a protein of 223 amino acids. The record is from RefSeq and is a predicted model, not a curated record.
GACUAUAUAAGACUUCGCCCAAACCAGCCGCGCGCUAUUACGACAGUGCCUCUGUGAUUUUUCCCGCCGUCAUAUAGUAUUUAAUUCAACAAUAAAGAUGCAAAGGUGGUUGGUGGUGGCUUUCGCGGCGGCGCUGGCGUGCCUGGCGCACGCGCAGAAGCCUGGCCGCUUCCUCUCGCUGCCCGUGCCCGAGAAGUGCGCUAACAGACCAAAGGAAUUCUUCUACCGCGGACACAACUACUUCUACAGCGGGCACGUGCCCGCGCUGGCCAACAGGAAGAUGGACUGGCUGGACGGCCGCAACCUCUGCCGCGAGUACUGCAUGGACCUCGUCUCGCUGGAGACGCAGGAGGAGAACAACCUCAUCUUUAAGCUUAUUCAGCAGAAUGACGUGCCCUACAUUUGGACCUCCGGUCGUCUCUGCGACUUCAAGGGCUGCGACGGGCGCAAGGACCUCGAGCCCAAGAACCUCUUCGGCUGGUUCUGGUCCGCCAACCGCGAAAAGAUCACGCCCACCAACAGGAUCCCCAACGGCUGGGGCUACAACCCGUGGUCCCAGACCGGUCACAAGAAGCGGCCGCAGCCCGACAACGCCGAGUUCGACAUCAACCAGACCGCCGAGUCGUGCCUGUCCGUGCUCAACAACGUGUACAACGACGGCAUCGCAUGGCACGACGUCGCCUGCUACCACGAGAAGCCCGUCGUCUGCGAGGACUCCGAGGAGCUCCUCAACUACGUCGCCAGCACCAACCCGGGGCUCCGUCUGUGAUCAAACCGCCUUCUAACUAAUAUUUAGUUAUUUAAAUCAGAACAAUCUAACUUACCGUAAUCACUAAUGUUACUGUGAUCAACACACUGGCCACAUACAAUUUUUUUAGGGACAAAUGCAACUUUACUACUACUUAAAUCCACUAGUUUAACCUUUUAAACGCCAAACGGCGCAUCCAUUUGUCGUGCCAAUGACGCCCCGGGGGUAAAUUUUUGUGAAUAAAUAAUGCCAACCUAAAAGUCGAGUGUUUUUCAGUAGAUUUUCAUCAAAAAACGAUCGACGACAAAUGCCUUCUUUGGCGUCGUUGUCACAAUUUUACGAUGACGUCAAUUGCCGUGGCGUUCAAAAGGUUAAAAUGUAGCAUUACGGUGAUUCAAGCCCAUGUAACCAUUGUUAGUCGGGUACGUUAUAUCCGCAGUUACCAGUUACCUAUGCCGAAACUAAGGUGUGGUCAUAUAGCAAUAAAAUACGUUUGAGAUUAAAAAUGUGGAAAUUAAAUUCCUGAUUAUCAAGGUGGGACCAAAUAUUUGGGCCUAACUACAAAGAAUAUAAUUAUUUUUAAAAAGAAUUUGUAUGGUAAGCAAAGGCCCGUUUACACUGUCCAACUUGCCAUGCAUGACAUCGAAAACUCCCAGCAACACUGCCUGUUUUACAUCGUACAAUAUUUUGUACAGUAAAUUUAAUUUAAGUAUCAAAUAAGUUGAAUUUAGUUUAUCACCUUAGGGACGAAUUUUCAUUUGUAUAUAAAAUAAAAUUAAGAAAGAUAA